AUUCUACCUUUCACUGUCCGUUUUCUAAGGCUAUCAGAAUCACAUUCUCUAUCUGAAGCUAUUUUGAUUGCUUAUUUUGCUAAUUGCUCUAUUGAUACUGGUUCAUUUCAUUGAUAAAGUCUAUAAACUCCUUGGAGGAGGGAAAAAAAAGAAAGUGGUGACGUUGGAAGGGAACACAGAAUCAAGGGCAGAGGCAAAGAUGUUGGGGAUCUUCAAGGAGAAAUUGGUAAAUCCACCCCAAGAGCUGAAUAGUCCAGCUUCUUUGAAUUCAUCUAAAAAGUCUAUGCCUCCAAAUGAAAUCCUUCAGGAAUUUCUAUCCUACAAUCCCUCUAAUGCUUUCUCCUUGAACUUUGGAAAUGAUGCUUUAUUAGCUUAUUCCCCUUCAAACAAGCCCUCCAUAAUGCAUAACGGGUUUUGUGUUUUGGAUGACAUAUAUUGCACUUUCUUGGGGAGCCUAAACAACCUAAGUAAACUCAUCAAGCAGUAUGGUCUAUCAAAGGGAACCAAUGAGGCCAUGUUUAUCAUUGAAGCUUAUAGGACACUUCGUGAUAGGGGUCCUUACCCUGCUGAUCAGGUUCUUAAAGAACUUGAAGGCACUUUUGGAUUUGUGAUCUAUGACAACAAGGAUGGAACAGUUUUUAUUGCAUUAGGUUCUAAUGGACAGAUUGGACUUUUCUGGGGUAUUGCAGCUGAUGGUUCUGUAGUUAUUUCUGAAAACUUGGAGCUUAUAAAAACAAGUUGUGCUAAAUCAUUUGCACCAUUUCCCACUGGGUGUAUGUUUCAUAGUGAACACGGUCUUAUGAGCUACGAGCAUCCUACAAAGAAGAUGAAGGCAAUGCAUAGAGUUGAUAGCGAGGGGAUUAUGUGUGGGGCCAACUUUCUUGUCGACAACCAAUCAAAGAAGUCAGUGAUGCCACGUGUUGGAAGUGAAGCCAAUUGGGCUGCUUGGGGCUCGCAAGCCUGAUUCGUUUAACUAUGAUCCAAGACGUGGCCCAAAAAAAAGAAAGAUAUAUAAACAACUUUUUUAUUUUAUUUUAUUUUUAAUGCUGUUAGCAACAUAAUAUAAUGGGAGCUGACUCCUCUGUUAUCAGCUCUUUUAGGAAGUUUUCUUUUUCUUUUACCUUGUUUGGUUCCAUUGAGAUGUGUAUACAACAUAUUCAUGACUGUAAGUUGAAAAUGACUUUGGUUAUUUGCUACAUAAAUUAUAGUAAGUUUAGUUUAAUUUUGUAUCAUUAAUGUUAUUCUUGUGUCCUUCUCAUGUCGUAACGAAACUGGCAAGGAGAAAAUCAUUCACAUAAUGUGGAUUAUAGAUUUAUAGAAUAAGUCGGGUUUGAUG
This is a messenger RNA of Abrus precatorius (Indian licorice), 1336 nucleotides long. Its product is annotated as stem-specific protein TSJT1-like. The coding region runs from base 200 to 964 and encodes 254 amino acids. NCBI's taxonomy places the organism in Eukaryota, Viridiplantae, Streptophyta, Magnoliopsida, Fabales, Fabaceae. The record is from RefSeq and is a predicted model, not a curated record. The transcript is spliced from 5 exons.